CAUUCCUAUUGCUCGACCUUUGUUGGUGAUGCAGGGGAUCAUAUGACAGACUGCUUGAUUCCAAUCAUCCAUGCUUGUAAGUACAUCCCAUCUCACCGGCCUCAUCGUCCAGCAAAGCAUUCCCAAUGUCGCACAAAAAGGCUGAACCGUUACUCGGUUCUUCUCACCGCCACUGAUGCUUGCUCCCGAUGUGUUCGCAUCUUGGCUCUUCUACGUUUCUUUUGCCUUUUGUUUCUCGAUCACCCGUGCAUGACGACCCCUGACCAUUACGCCUCAGUCACUACAGCCAUCCAACCCCCCGCUGCCAACACUGAUUAUCGCUGCAACUCAUGGCCUAAGAAGCAUGGUUGUCAGAUGAUUGACUGACUGGACACACGUACGGACCAUGCGAAUUAACAUCCCUGUAGGGCGAUGCCAAAAGUACGACUCAACUUGCAAUCUUACCAGGGCUCAUUAUGAUCAAAGCAUUAGUUUAUAUAAUGCGGCGGUUGAAUGUUUCACAAGCGCAGACC
This is a messenger RNA of Aspergillus pseudotamarii, 512 nucleotides long. RefSeq lists its product as uncharacterized. The record is from RefSeq and is a predicted model, not a curated record. The transcript is spliced from 2 exons. The coding region runs from base 43 to 366 and encodes 107 amino acids. Lineage: Eukaryota; Fungi; Ascomycota; Eurotiomycetes; Eurotiales; Aspergillaceae.